Molecule: messenger RNA, 277 nt
Organism: Trichomonas vaginalis G3
Lineage: Eukaryota; Parabasalia; Trichomonadida; Trichomonadidae
Exons: 1
Source: RefSeq, a predicted model, not a curated record
AUGGGUUCAGGUAAGACAUUUAACCUCAUUCGUCAUAUACUCAUAACAGAGCGUUUAGGAAACGACUCUUACUAUGACCAAAUCAUUAUAUCAGCAACUUCAGACUCUAUGGACUCAACAGCGAAAACAUUUAUGUCAAAAGUUCAAGCCUCUGUCGUUAAAGUUCCAGAUAGCGAACUCAUUGAAUUUCUUCAACGUUACAUUCGACGUAAGAGGAAAUAUUAUGCUAUCGUAGAGUUCAUACAGUCAGGAAUGCAAAAGACUUCUGAGGAGAUGG